Molecule: messenger RNA, 895 nt
Organism: Drosophila mojavensis
Lineage: Eukaryota; Metazoa; Arthropoda; Insecta; Diptera; Drosophilidae
Gene: sqh
Product: myosin regulatory light chain sqh
Exons: 3
Coding region: 179-703 (174 amino acids)
Biological process (GO): post-embryonic development; locomotion
Cellular component (GO): cytoplasm; myosin II complex
Molecular function (GO): calcium ion binding; myosin heavy chain binding
Source: RefSeq, a predicted model, not a curated record
AUCAUAAGCAUUUGUCAUCUGUGCAAACAGCGAACAACACAACAAAUAAGCUGCAGCGGCAACAGUUUAAUUACAAGUAUUAAAAACAAGACGCACGUACGUUCCGGCAACUGCUAACACUCACACAUCACCAAUUCACACACACACACGCACGCUCGCACUCACACACAGCUAGAAGAUGUCCUCCCGCAAGACCGCCGGACGUCGUGCAACGACAAAGAAGCGCGCCCAACGCGCCACAUCGAAUGUGUUCGCCAUGUUCGAUCAGGCACAGAUCGCCGAGUUCAAGGAGGCCUUCAAUAUGAUCGAUCAGAAUCGCGAUGGCUUCGUGGAGAAGGAGGAUCUGCACGAUAUGCUCGCAUCGCUGGGCAAAAAUCCCACCGACGAAUAUCUGGAUGCCAUGAUGAACGAGGCGCCCGGCCCCAUCAACUUCACCAUGUUCCUGACGCUCUUCGGCGAGCGCCUGCAGGGCACCGAUCCCGAGGAUGUGAUCAAGAAUGCCUUCGGCUGCUUCGACGAGGAGAACAUGGGCGUGCUGCCAGAGGAUCGACUGCGCGAGCUGCUCACCACAAUGGGCGAUCGUUUCACAGAUGAGGAUGUGGACGAGAUGUACCGGGAAGCUCCCAUCAAGAAUGGCCUAUUCGACUAUCUGGAAUUCACGCGCAUCCUGAAGCACGGUGCCAAGGACAAGGAUGAGCAAUAGGCUAAUUGUACUUGAUUGUUUGCCAACCGUUAAUCGGCUGCAAUAUAUAUGCCCAUAUAUCUGUAGAUAUUUGCGCGUAUAUAUAUUCCGACUUCAUGUCCAGCUGUCUACGAAUCGUGUAUUUUAUAUGGCUUAAAAGCAACUAUAUGAUAACCUUUAUGUUCAUAUAUUAUAUAUUCUAUUUUUUUUUUA